UAAAAUGAUAAUCAUAAUAAUAUCGUUGACAUAGUCAAAGAAGAGGAAAUAUACAUGCACCGAGCGAUGAAGGCCGGAAAAGCAAUAAUGAUAGUGGCCAUGUGCCUGGCCGUUGCGGCGGAAACGGUGCAUAGCGAAUCGUCGUACUACAGCACGACCAAGGCGGCGAAGGUGAUGAAGGAGAAGAUGACACGUGUCCACUUCUACCUCCACGACAUCCUGAGCGGCCCAGACCCAAGCGCCGUGAGGAUCGCGCACGCGAACGUGACGGCAGCGGAGGACUCGCCGGUGGGAUUCGGGAGCCUAUUCGCGAUCGACGAUCCGAUGACGGUGGGGCCGGAGGCGGGGUCGAAGGGUGUGGGGAACGCGCGUGGGAUGUACGUAUCGUCGAGCAAAGACAUGAAGAACUUCACCAUCGUCAUGUACGUGGACUUCGGCUUCACGACGGGGAGAUUCAACGGCAGCUCCUUCUCGGUGUUCUCGAGGAACCCAGUUGGCGAUGGAGCCCCCGUUCGCGAGGUUGCGGUGGUCGGAGGCCGUGGCCGGUUCAGGAUGGCUCGAGGCUUCGCCAAGAUCAGGACCCAUCACAUCGAUAUGAAGACGGGUGAUGCUAUUCUCCGUUAUGAUGUUACUCUCAUCCAUUAUUGAUGAUUCUAUUCGAAUCAUUUAAUCUUUUAUUAUAAUAAAUGUGUAUUUCCCUAA
Molecule: messenger RNA, 702 nt
Organism: Tarenaya hassleriana
Lineage: Eukaryota; Viridiplantae; Streptophyta; Magnoliopsida; Brassicales; Cleomaceae
Product: dirigent protein 15
Exons: 1
Coding region: 55-648 (197 amino acids)
Source: RefSeq, a predicted model, not a curated record